Polistes dominula (European paper wasp) is the source of this 2229-nucleotide messenger RNA. It is a transcript of the gene ENGase, whose product is annotated as cytosolic endo-beta-N-acetylglucosaminidase. Lineage: Eukaryota; Metazoa; Arthropoda; Insecta; Hymenoptera; Vespidae. The record is from RefSeq and is a predicted model, not a curated record. Gene Ontology annotation, cellular component: cytoplasm. Gene Ontology annotation, biological process: protein deglycosylation. Gene Ontology annotation, molecular function: mannosyl-glycoprotein endo-beta-N-acetylglucosaminidase activity.
AUAUGAAAAUAUUUUUUAAAAAUAAUUAACUGUGUAUCUUAUCUUGUGGAAAAAAAAAGAAAUGAAUAUGAUUAUGCAGUAGUUGACGCAUCGUCGAUAACGUGUUAUCAAUAUUUUCGUGUGAUGAAAUAUAACAUAAUGCAAUUUGAAGAUUCUCAUAUCAUUUCCUUUCACGUAAUGAUAUUGGGGAAAAAAUCUCAUGGAUUCCAUUUAUGACAAUGCAACAAACUAUUCGCAGCUGUUUGAUAAAAAUUUGUCUCGAUAAAAUUGUACGUGCGAUAAGCAAAUGUUUUAUUCGUCCCAUGAGUUAUUUGUAUUAAAUAUUAUUCAUCAAGUUUAUAAAACACAUUUUUUCCGGUAUUUCAAGUACAACGGAAAGGCUUUGUCCUAUAACUAAUAUAACAUGUACGGAGUAUGUCUAUGAUAACAUCAGAAGAAUGCAAACCGUAGAGAUGAACAGUGGCAAGGAGGAAUCUUUUCCAUUUCGUAACCUUAAGGAAUUGUACGAUGGGUUAGAAAAUUUGGUAACAUGGCCAAGAGUGACACCGAUGAGAGAGAUCACCGAAUACGUUUAUCAUGGAUUGGAGGUACAUCACAAAACAUUGAGUUUAAGUAAACUUAAAGCGGACCAUGUACCAAAAACUUUGCUUUGUCACGACAUGAAAGGUGGUUACCUCCAAGAUAGGUUCAUAAAUGGUUCUAAUUCAAAUGAAGAAUAUUUAUUUUAUCACUGGAGUAUCAUAGAUACAUUCGUUUACUUCAGCCACUAUUUUGUAACUAUACCACCUUAUGGAUGGAUCAAUGCUGCUCAUAGCCAUGGGGUAAAGGUGUUGGGCACGGUGAUAACGGAGCAUACCAAUGGAGAAGAUAUUUGGAACUCGAUCUUGCACUCUAAGGAAACUAUCAAACGUUUUGCCAAUGCGCUUGUUCAAAUAGCUAAAUUUUAUAAAUUCGAAGGUUGGCUAUUGAACGUUGAAAAUAAAAUUAAACUAGAAGACAUUGGUAAUCUUGUAUAUUUUGUCAAAUAUUUAACUGAUAGUAUUCACAAAGAAAUUAUUGAUUCUGAAAUAAUAUGGUAUGACAGCGUAACGCACACAGGAGAAUUAAAAUGGCAGGAUGAACUUAAUAUAAAAAACAAAGACUUCUUUUUAAGUUGCGAUGGAAUUUUUUUAAAUUACAAUUGGACCGAUCAGAAAUUAAUAAAUAGUUGUACGCUUGCAAAAGAUCUCGAACGUAACAUAAAAGACAUUUAUGUGGGUCUGGACGUUUGGGGUAGAGGUUGUCCCGGAGGCGGUGGUUUCAAUUCUGCCCAUGCACUGGAAAGGAUACGCAAACAAAAUCUAUCGGUUGCCAUUUUUGCUCCAGGCUGGACGCAUGAAUAUUUCGGUGCGAAAACCUUUGAUCAAUUGGAAGAUAUGUUUUGGGCUCAACUGUUUCCUUUCUUAUACGUUCAUAUUCCAAUUUAUUACAACGAGAAGUUUAGUACAUCUUUUUGUCGGGGCAGCGGCUCGGCCUACUAUCGUCGUGGUAUUACGCAGCUCGAGGAUUCCAACAAGAAACCAUUUUAUAACUUGUCCAUGCAAAAAGUACAAAUUUCCGUGCCUGUGCCGUUUCUCAAAAUUAUUGCUUUCACGGAAGAGGUCCAAUCCGUUAAAGAAAAUGAAAAUUCUACGAAGAAAAAAAUUCUUUACGUGUACGAAACGGAAAAAAGUUUCGUUCGGAUUUUAGACAAUAACGUAAAUUUUCAACCAAAAUCAGCAGCCACAAACGCGAACUAUUUCGAGUUUUGCAACGAAUAUUCGUUCGAAGGUGGAGGUUGUCUUAAAGUGAUAACUACAAAUCCUCUUUACUAUCACAGAUUAUUCCUAGUAUACGUCGAGUUUGAUCGAGAUCUGCAAGGAUCCAUUGUUUACAAGGCAGAAGAAACGAGCUCAGAUGAACCUGUCCUGAUAUUGGGCAACGAUUUAGGCUUGAAAUCUAUCACGUCUUACGAGAGCUUCGAGUUAGGAGCAGGUUGGAGAAAGUGCAUUUACCUGACCGACCUGAGGACCGUGAACGAGAUCGGUGUGAAGUUCUACAGGGAGAAUAACUGUUAUUUGGGGGAGAUCGCGUUGGAAGGGAAACACCGUCGAUACGAUCGUUGCGAGUCAGCGGACUGUGCCAACCGGAUCAGCGACUACACCGUGUCUACUGACCUUUCCCGAACAACCUAGCCACGUUAGAAGUAAU